AUGGACGUGGAGAUGCGCGAGAGCGGGCGGCGCCGCGCGCCGCGCCGUGCGCCUGCGCAGCGUGCGGCGCCGUACGCGCGCGAUGCGCCGCGUAGUGUGCUGAGCAUCAAGGGUGCCUCGGGGCCGACGUGGAUCAUUGUCGCGAACCUCGUGCGGGGCACGUCGCUCGAAGACGUGCGCCUGACCUUUGACCCGAUCGGGCGGGUGCAGGAGGUGCGCGGCUACAAGAUGCCGAACCUCGCGAGCAACGCGGUGGCGUUUCAGGUGGCGUUCGAGCAGCGCAGCGACGCGGUCGCCGCGUGCCGCAAGUACGACGGCGUGCUCGCCGACGGACGCGUGCUCCAGGUGACGCUGCAGGGCGCCGAGCCCGCCGUGCGCGCACCGGAGCCCCCGGCAAAGGUCGUCCGCGCGGAGCCGCCAAAGUCGAUGCGCAGCACGGACGCGUCGCUGCCGAUCGACGUCCGCCGCCGCCUCGCCGAGGCCGAGGCACGCUACCUCAAGGAGACCGAAAAGAUCCUCACCACCAAGGGCGAGCCGGCCAAGGCUACCAAGGCCGCGAAGCCAACCGCGCUCAAGGACCGCCUCUCGGGUCUGCCGCUCGCACAGCGUCUGCAGGCCGAGCAGGCCAAUGAGGUCAAGGGCAAGAACAAGAGCAAGAAGCCCCGCCGCAAGACCGGCGCGAUGGACGUCGACCAGUAG
Messenger RNA from Malassezia japonica, 699 nucleotides. RefSeq lists its product as uncharacterized. Gene Ontology annotation, molecular function: mRNA binding. The transcript has a single exon. NCBI's taxonomy places the organism in Eukaryota, Fungi, Basidiomycota, Malasseziomycetes, Malasseziales, Malasseziaceae. The record is from RefSeq and is a predicted model, not a curated record. Bases 1 to 699 code for a protein of 232 amino acids. Gene Ontology annotation, cellular component: nucleus.